Molecule: messenger RNA, 570 nt
Organism: Coccidioides posadasii C735 delta SOWgp
Lineage: Eukaryota; Fungi; Ascomycota; Eurotiomycetes; Onygenales; Onygenaceae
Source: RefSeq, a predicted model, not a curated record
AUGACUACUCUUAAAAGGAGCAAAACCUUACCAGCGGAUGGGCAAACCACAAAGUUCCUAUAUACAAUUCUGAAGCAGCUAGAUCUGAAAUCGGUUGAUUGGAAUUUGGUUGCAUCACAGCUGGAUAUUAGCAAUGGCCAUGCUGCUAGAAUGAGAUUUUCCCGCUUUAGGCAGCACAUGGAAGGGAUAACCAGCACUCCCAGAACCCCUCGGGCUAAAAAACCGAAAGCGGAAAAAGCAAAAUCAAAGAAGCAGACACUUGAUGACUUAAAGGUAUGGCCUGAGCCGCCGGUCAUCAAGCCUGAGCCGUUUAUCAAGCCGGAACCGGUCAAUAUUAGUCAAAUAGAUCCCUGUCUCCUUGCAAUUCCCCGGGCUUCGGGACCAAUACAAGCUCAACCUUUUCCAACCGUCACACCUGCCGAUCUUGUCAGGCCCUAUCCACCCUCCGAGAUACCAGUUGGGUAUCGGCGACCACCCGUUGGAGAGAAUUGGCCUCAGAUUAAAAUGAAGCCAUGCGAUCAGAAAGUUGUUAUGACAGAUGUAUUGGUGAAAAUAGAACCUGAGAAUUGA